Mugil cephalus (flathead mullet) is the source of this 2058-nucleotide messenger RNA. It is a transcript of the gene bub1bb, whose product is annotated as BUB1 mitotic checkpoint serine/threonine kinase Bb. Bases 160 to 1440 code for a protein of 426 amino acids. Gene Ontology annotation, molecular function: protein kinase activity; protein binding. The record is from RefSeq and is a predicted model, not a curated record. Lineage: Eukaryota; Metazoa; Chordata; Actinopteri; Mugiliformes; Mugilidae. The transcript is spliced from 9 exons. Gene Ontology annotation, biological process: mitotic spindle assembly checkpoint signaling; meiotic sister chromatid cohesion, centromeric.
UACGUUUUCCUGUUUCUGAUUCCACCAAUCAGCUUCCUCGCGGGCCUCGUUCAAAACACAGAGGAGUUCUCGGUUGAAGAGCUUCGGAGGCGUUACUACGGCCACCUGGAAAAGAAAAGGGACAAAACUGUCUCAAAGGCGGCAUCCAGUCCAGCCACGAUGGCAGAAGGAGGAGAUGUGGAGUGGGAGCUAAGCAAAGAAAACAUCCAGCCGCUGAGAAGAGGCAGAGCCAUAUCAGGCUUACAUCAGGCUCUCAGUCAACAGCAAGAGGGAGCCAUCUCUGUGAUCAAUCAACAGAGACAGGCCUUUGAGUCUGAGCUGCGCAUGUAUGACGGAGAUGAUCCCCUUGAUGUUUGGGAUCGGUAUAUUAAGUGGACAGAGCAAACCUUCCCUCAGGGAGGAAAGGAGAGCAACCUCUCCACACUGUUGGAACGAGCUGUGACCAGAUUUACAGAGGAAGAAAAAUAUCACAGUGACCCCCGCUAUGUUGACCUCUGGAUCAAAUUUGCAGAGAACUGCCCGGAGCCUUUGGACAUUUACAGGUACAUGCAGGCACAAGGGGUAGGAGUGACGCAGACAUCCUUCUACAUUGCUUGGUCUGAGAAGUAUGAGAAUCAGGGCAACUAUCGCAAAGCAGACCAGGUCUAUCAAGAGGGGUUCAGGAAGAAUGCUGAGCCACAUGAUAAGCUUCAGCAGUUUCAUAAAGCGCUGCAGGCACGUGUGACCCGGCAGGUGAUGAUGAAUGUGGAGGAGGAUAGUAGCGAUGAUGAGCCCACAGAACCUGAGAGAGUUUCUCUAGCUGACCUCAAACACCGAGGGAAGAAAAAGACUAUUGUCCCCGUCAACAGAACUGGGUCGGCGAUCAGGAGUAUUUCUGGUGGCCUGCAGUCACGUGGUGUCCCUGUCCUCGGCGGCGCUUCAAACAGUCUGUUGGUGAUUUUUGAUGAGAACAAAACUCAGAGCGCUGAUCCGUCAGAGCCUAAGUUGGAGUCUUGGAAGGCUCCUCCCACGUCUAAGGCAAAGGAGAAUGAGCACAGACCUGAAAAGUGGUGUGAUGUCAAGAUGCCCCAGAAGACAAAAUUUGGACAUACUGUUAUGGCUCCACCGCCUCCCAAGCCCACCUUCCAACCGUUUGUUGAGGAGUCAGACCAACCUCCAACAAUGACUCCAUGCAAGAUCAACCCGGCAGUGAACACGGUUUUGUCGGCGCGCAAGCCUGGCAGAGAGGAAACUCCUCUCAAGAGACUACAGGAUCAUCACCAGCAACACAAGGAAGCAGAAACAGGAAAACCACACGAGCAGAGCAUGUACUGUAAAGAGCUGCUUCUCAGCGGCGCCACCGAAUUCUGCUUUGAGGAACUGCGGGCUGAACGCUACUUCAAAAAACUGUCCCAAGAAUCGCAGGAAGUCAGAGGUCCAGUGGCUCAGGCUACUGCCUGAAAACUGAUCCAUCCAUCGUGAUCUGAUUGGGAUUUUAUCUCCAAAUAUCAUGCAAGAACUGUUGAUUUGUGGUUUGAAAGCUAGCUGUAAAUAUUGUGUUUAUAGAGUUCCAGUUACUCAGAGGCUUCUGUGGAAACCUUUUUUUAAGACAACUAUUUUAGAUGUGUUGAACGCGGAUUUAGUAAAACUACAGUGGGUGUAUCAAAUAAUAAUAGAAACACCUGUAUGAUGUUAUGUAAUCCAGCACACACUGCAACAGACUGAAAAGUUGAAUUUGGCAUGGGAGUAUCACAACUCGACCUAUGUAAAAAGAAGCAUUGGUAGAGAUAACUUCAUCUAAAUGUGUUGUCUUUGUGCCUGCACUAAACACUGCUUGAUACUGAAGGCCGACAUUUCUUCCUAAUUUCAUUCUUUGUCUAUUUAUCACUUUUUCUCGUUUGCGUUGUUCUUAAGAACAUAUUUUUAUGUGUCAGCACAUUUAUUUUUAUUUUUUCAACACAAUCCCAAGCAAAUGAGCUUCACUGAGGCGUUUCAACUGGGCUUUACAUCUCGCUGUGGGUUAAUGCCCCUUGCAGGCCACAUGUCAUUGAUGUUCAAUAAACCUGUUAAGACAUCUGA